Messenger RNA from Quercus lobata, 1228 nucleotides. Its product is annotated as CRIB domain-containing protein RIC6-like. The transcript has 5 exons. NCBI's taxonomy places the organism in Eukaryota, Viridiplantae, Streptophyta, Magnoliopsida, Fagales, Fagaceae. The coding region runs from base 341 to 1081 and encodes 246 amino acids. The record is from RefSeq and is a predicted model, not a curated record.
UCAUUUUGCAUUUUUUUUCUUAUCGUCUCUAGAUCAUUGACACAUUUAUCCAAAACAGUCACAAGUUUUUGAACCAUUUUCCUCUUCCUUCUCUAAUCCUUACUUCUUUCAAAUUCAAAGUAAGAAAGUGAAACGUGAAUUGGUAUGAUUUUUAGGAAUUUUUCAGGAAAUGUAGAUAACUUCAAUUCAACAUAGCAUGGGUUGGUGAUUUUUUUCCCUGCAGCAAGUUUCCUUAUUAGAGAUUUAAAACUUGAUUUUUCGAUUCCACAUCUACCAAGAAUAUCCAACAAGAAGCUCACAUUAUAGUUCAUACAUAGAGUCAGCAUAUCUGAGAAUUGAAAUGUCCAACAACAAGAUGAAAGGCCUUCUAAAAGGCCUAAGAUACAUUUCUCAAAUAUUUGAUAAUGAAAAAGAACCUGAAAUGGAGAUUGGUUUUCCCACAGAUGUGAAGCAUGUUGCCCAUAUAGGAUGGGAUGGUCCAUCAGUACAUUCUCCUAGCUGGAUGAAUGAAUUUAAAGCACCACCAGGCUUUUCAUCAGCACCAUUAAGUCAUCCAGGAGACAAGAAAGAGGAAACUGGAAUCCAAUGGGUCUCCGAAGAUUCAACUAGAAGACCUGCACGGGCUCCAAAUUCUCCGGCAAGGGACUUGCCAGAAUUGCCUAGGUCGUCAAGACGCAGCGCAUCAUCAAGCAUUGCUGUAACUGGAUCCCCUAGCAGGGAAAAAACAGAAAAAUCAAGACAAUCAAGGAGGUCAUCUAAAAGUUCCAAGGAAUCAACUGAUGCUACCCAACUGAACCGGCUACCCAUCGAACCAGGCCUAGCAAGUGUGUCAAGCUUAGAGAGUGUGUCACCUGCACACAGCCUUCCAGACGUCCCUAAAAAGAUCAGGAGGAAGAAAUCUAAAGACUGUGGUGGUUCCACAAGAUCAUCAAGAUUGAAACCCCCAGCUCCUGAGACAUAUCAAUCUCCAUUCUCGGAUCCAGGACCUGGAUCCGGAUCAGUUUCCACAUCAAGGAACAGUGAGCUUCGCCCAAACGCUUUUGAAGAUGGAACACCAAAAGGAUACGCAGGAAUCUUUUGAACAUUAUUUUUCUGUACUUUAUACUGGUAGAUAGAACUAUGCUUAGUUGAAACUAAACAGAUUUUUUGUUUUUUGUUUUUUGUUUUUUUUUUUUUUUCAUGGAGCCUUGUAUGAGCCUUCUGCUGGAGAUAAUUCUCUUUUUUUUGU